Saccostrea echinata is the source of this 3837-nucleotide messenger RNA. Its product is annotated as S-adenosyl-L-methionine-dependent tRNA 4-demethylwyosine synthase TYW1-like. The record is from RefSeq and is a predicted model, not a curated record. Gene Ontology annotation, biological process: wybutosine biosynthetic process. Lineage: Eukaryota; Metazoa; Mollusca; Bivalvia; Ostreida; Ostreidae. The coding region runs from base 54 to 2093 and encodes 679 amino acids. The transcript has a single exon. Gene Ontology annotation, molecular function: catalytic activity; 4 iron, 4 sulfur cluster binding; FMN binding.
UCAUGGUUUUCCUUUCUUAGUUUAUAGACAAGUAAAGGAAGGGGAGUUAAAAGAUGUUUGAGGAAUUGCUUACUUCAAAUUGGGCCAUUUUUACGGCUGUGCUAGGAGCAGCGUGUUUAAUAUGGGUUUUAUAUGGAAAGAGAAAGACAAAACAGACGGAGACUGACAAGUAUAACGCUUUCAAGUCAAACUAUAUCGACAAUUUGGCUUCGAAAGAAAGGAAAUUAGAUGAAAAAAUACGAAAAGAAAGCAAAAGGAAGAUCAAAGUUUUAUAUGGAACUCAAACUGGAAAAUCCAAACAUUUUGCGGACAUGUUUGGGAAAGAUGCUGUUUAUAAAGGAUACACCUGUGAAGUGAUGAAUAUAAAAGAAUAUGAUCCAGAUGAACAAUUAGCAUUUGAAAGUGAAAGUAUGAAUUACCUAGUGAUUUUUAUAUCUACAUACACAGAAGGAGCACCACCAGAGGGAGCUGAAUGGUUUGUGAAAUGGCUAGAGGAAAGUGCUUUGGAUUUUAGAGUGCAAAAAAGUAUACUGCGCAAAUUACAGUAUGCUGUGUUUGGUCUUGGUAAUUCUCUGUAUGGAAAUAAUUUUAAUGCUGUAGCUAAAAAAGUUGACAGUUGUCUACAUAAACUGUCUGGGCAGAGAAUUUUGGCAGUUGGUCUUGGAGAUGAUAAUGGUGGACUUGAAAAGGAUUAUUUUGCCUGGAAAAGAGAAUUUUGGAAGAAACUAAAGCAUGAACAUUCUGUUGACCUCCCUAAAGAUGCAUGUAAUAAUGAUAAAUCCAAAUGUGGUAGUCAGUGCAGCUGUCAAGAGAAGGAUAUAGCUAACUCUGAAGAUUCUGGGAGUGAAGAUGAAUCCAAAGAAGAGACAUCUGAAAAUGACAUUGUUGAUGUUGAAGAUCUGGGCAAUGUCAUGGGAAAAUCUAAAAAGGAUUUAUCAAAGAAUGAACCCACUGAGAUGAUUACUCCGCUUGUAAAGACUUCAUUGGAAAAGCAAGGUUACAAACUGAUUGGAUCACACUCGGGAGUAAAACUGUGCAGAUGGACAAAGUCAAUGAUGCGUGGAAGAGGAGGAUGCUACAAGCACACCUUUUAUGGCAUUGAAAGUCAUAGAUGCAUGGAAACAACACCAAGCCUAGCUUGUGCCAACAAAUGUGUAUUCUGUUGGAGACACCAUACCAAUCCUGUUGGCACAGAAUGGCGAUGGAAAAUGGAUGAUGCUGAAUUUGUGCUAAAAGGAGCUUUACAAAAUCAUAAGGGCCUUAUUAAACAAUUUAAAGGUGUACCUGGUGUUCAGUCUGAAAGGUUUUCUGAGGCCAUGACACCUAAGCACUGUGCCCUUUCACUCGUUGGAGAACCCAUAAUGUAUCCAAAAAUAAGCAAGUUUAUUGAUCUUUUGCAUGAUGAGGGGAUUUCAACAUUUUUGGUAACCAAUGCCCAGUUCCCUGAUGCAAUACGAGAACUGUCUCCAGUCACUCAGUUGUAUGUUAGUGUGGACGCCAGCACUAAAGAAAGUCUGAAGAAAAUAGAUCGUCCUUUAUUUCGCGACUUCUGGGAAAGAUUCUUAGAUAGUCUUGAUGCAUUGUCAGAGAAAUGUCAAAGAACAGUUUACAGAUUGACUUUAGUCAAAGCUUUGAAUACAGAUGAAUUGGAUAGCUAUGCAAAGUUGGUAUCCAGAGGAAAACCUGAUUUUAUUGAAGUGAAGGGUGUCACUUAUUGUGGUGAGUCAAAGGCAUCUAAUCUUACAAUGGAGAAUGUACCAUGGCACACAGAAGUUGUCAACUUUGUGCAAGAACUGGUGGACAGAUUAGAUGGGAAUUAUGAGAUUGCAUCAGAACAUGAACAUUCAAACUGUGUUCUAGUUGCACACAAAAAGUUUUUAGUAGAGGGGAAGUGGUGGACAUGGAUAGACUACCCAAAAUUUCACUCUCUGAUCAAACUGCACAGAGAGAGUGGAGGAAAUCAGAAAUUUUCUGCAGAGGAUUACAUGGCACCAACACCAGAGUGGGCUGUGUUUGGAGCAGAAGAAAGAGGAUUCGAUCCUAAAGAAGUCCGACAUUUUAGAAAAAGACAGAAAGAUAUUUCUGGGUGCUAAUGUUUUGAAUGCCCUAAUACUCUCUCAAACUGUUGUACAGCAUAUUAUAUCACAAGGAUAAUUAAAUUGGCAAAUGUGCACAUAUAUUGUCAAGUGUUUUGAAUUUUUUGUAAUAAUUUUAUAAAUGUAACAAACUAGCAGUUUGAAAAUUUUCAUGAAUAUUUCAUGGUUAUUUGAUAUCAAAACACAUUGAGGUGAUCCUUAUAGACUUACUUUUUAGCUCACCUGAGCCGAAGGCUCAAGUGAGCUUUUCUGAUCACAUUUUGUCUGUAGUCCGUCUCUCUGUCCAUCUGUAAACUUUUCACAUUUUCGACUUCUUCUCAAGAACCACUGGGCCAAUUUCAACCAAACUUGCCACAAAGUAUCCUUGGGUAAAGGGGAUUCAAGUUUGUUCAAAUGAAUGGCAUUAAAUUAAAAAAUCUUCUCAAGAACCACUGUGCUUGAAAACAUGAAACUUAUGUGGAAGCAUCCUCAGGUAGUGUAGAUUUAAAUUUGUUCAAAUCAUGACCCCCGGGGGUAGGGUGGGGCCGCAAUGGGCGAUCAAAGUUUUACAUAGGAAAUAUACAGGAAAAAUCUUUAAAAAUCUUCUUCUCAAGAACAGCAAAGCCAUAAUUGGUCAUAUUUAUAUGUUAGCAUCCUCAGAUAGUGUAGAUUCAAGUUUCUUCAAAUCAUGACCCCCAGGGGUCGGGUGGGGCCACAAUGGGUGAUCAAAGUUUUACAUAGGAAUAUAUAGGAAAAAUCUUUAAAAAUCUUCUUCUCAAGAACAGCAAAGCCAUGAUUGGUCAUAUUUACAUGGAAGCAUCCUCAGAUAGUGUACAUUCAAAUUUAUUCAACUCAUGACCCCCUGGGGGUCGGGUGGGGCCACAAUGGGCGAUCAAAGUUUUACAUAGGAACACAUAGUAAAAAUCUUCUUCUCAAGAACAGCAAAGCCAUGGUUGGUCAUAUUUAUAUGGUAGCAUCCUCAGAUAGUGUACAUUCAAAUUUGUUCAAAUCAUGACCCCCGGGGGUCGGGUGGGGCCACAAUGGGCGAUCAAAGUUUUACAUAGGAACACAUAGUAAAAAUCUUUAAAAAAAACUAUUUGUUAAGAAUAGCAAAGCCAUGAUUGGUCAUAUUUAUAUGGUAGCAUCCUCAGAUAGUGUACAUACAAAUUUGUUCGAAUCAUGACCCCUGGGGGUCGGGUGGGGCCACAAUGGGCGAUCAAAGUUUUACAUUGGAACACAUAGUAAAAAUCUUUAAAAAAACUAUUUGUUAAGAAUAGCAAAGCCAUGAUUGGUCAUAUUUAUAUGGAAGCAUUCUUAGAUAGUGUACAUUCAAGCUUGUUCAAACAUGACCCCUGGGGGUCGGAUGGGGCCACAAUGGGUGAUCAAAGUUUUACAUAGGUUAAAUCCUUAAAAAUCUUCUACUCAAGAACAGCAAAGCCAUGAUUGGUCAUAUUUAAAUGGAAGCAUCCUCAGAUAAUGUAGAUUCAAAUUUGUUCAAUUCAUGACACCCCCCCCCCCCCCAAACCACUUUUAUAUUUAAACUUUUCAACCUUUCAAGAUUGAAGUGAUUUCUGCUUUUUCCUAGCCAUAGUGCUCAGGUGAGCGAUGUGGCCCCUGGGCCUCUUGUUAUCCUGUACACUUGACUUUUAAGCAUUCUUUUUUUUCUCACGUGUACGUACAUGAUCAUUUCAUUAUGACGAAGUCUUAAUUUUAAUAAUUUUGCUUAUGUUAAUCUGUCAAAAUAAAACAUUAAAGUAUUCAA